UUAAAGAUACCAGCCAGGUCCUUUUCUCCAACAAGUGAGGAGCUAAGUCCUAUUGAUUGGCUUAGAUCCUGCUGUUUGCUCAUUCCCUCGAUUCCUGCUCAUUUCUAACAUGGUUAACGUUUGGAUCUCUGCUGACUGUUGGAAGAUUGGUCUGUUAAUAACAUUGAUGGUGUUGAGUAUACCUGCAUCUUGGGCCAGGGACAUCCCAGGGGAUUUCGUGUUUCAGCACAAGGGUGACUGUUACUUCACCAACGGCUCGGAGCGGGUCCGGCUUGUGGCUCGAUACAUCUACAAUGACCAGGAAUAUGCCCGCUUCGACAGCGCCGUGGGGGAGUUCGAGGCCGUGUCCGAGCUGGGGCGGCGUCAUGCUGAGGAUUUUAACAGUCAGAAGGAGCUCCUGGAGCAACAUCGAGCCUACGUGGACACGGUGUGCAGACACAACUACGAGGUACACAAGCCCUUCGCUAUGGACAGAAGAGUCCAGCCCAGAGUGACCAUCUCCCCCUCCAGGACGGAGGCCCUGCAGCACCUGCUGGUCUGCUCUGUCUCUGGCUUCUAUCCAAGCAAGGUCAAGGUCACCUGGCUCAAGAAUGGGCAGGAGGAGACGGCUGGGGUUGUGUCCACGGGGGUGAUACAGAACGGAGACUGGACCUACCAGACCCUGGUCAUGUUGGAAAUGACUCCCCAGAGCAGAGAUGUCUACACCUGCAGCGUGGAGCAUGCCAGCCUACAGAGCCCCAUCAGGGUGGAAUGGAGGGCACAGUCUGAAUCUGCCCGGAGCAAACUGCUGAGUGGAAUUGGAGGCUUUGUCCUGGGGCUGAUCUUCCUUGGGGUAGGACUGAUCAUCCACCUGAAGAACCAGAAAGGACGCACUGGGCCUCAGCCUGCAGGCCUGCUGAGGUGAACCUUAGGAUUCCUUCCUUCAAAGAGAGUGCCUCCCAUCCCUGGUCUCCUGUCCAGGGUCCCCAGUCAUCCAGGAGGGAGGAGCAAUUGAGUCAUUGUGAUGGAACCCGCAUUUUCCUGUACCCGGAGGACGUUUGUCAUCCUCCUUCUCUCAAACGACCCUGUUGUUUCACCUUCUGUUCAGGAUGUUUUCUACAUUCAGAUGGUGCGGAGCUUCGGGGAGAAGGAAGUCUGCUUCUGCUGUCUCCAUACAGACUCCAUCUCAGUUAUGCUGCUGCCCUUUCUGCAUUAACUCUGUUUUUUUCUCUGUAUUCUUCCUUAAUAAAUAAGGUGUCAUCUGUAUCAUU
Molecule: messenger RNA, 1250 nt
Organism: Trichosurus vulpecula (common brushtail)
Lineage: Eukaryota; Metazoa; Chordata; Mammalia; Diprotodontia; Phalangeridae
Product: rano class II histocompatibility antigen, A beta chain-like
Exons: 6
Coding region: 110-904 (264 amino acids)
Biological process (GO): immunoglobulin production involved in immunoglobulin-mediated immune response; antigen processing and presentation of exogenous peptide antigen via MHC class II; immune response
Cellular component (GO): MHC class II protein complex; membrane
Molecular function (GO): MHC class II protein complex binding
Source: RefSeq, a predicted model, not a curated record